GGUUGUUUUGCAAGAGUCAUAGUGUCCACCAGGAAGUGAAAAUGUUUACAAUCUUUGAUUUGGUAAAAAAAAAUAGGUAUACCAGUUUGUUUUGGAUUAUGACUAACACACGUCAUAACCCGAGCAUACAUCGUUGUUGAUUUGCCCUUCUCAACAUGUAUAGUGGACUUUUACCGAAAGGUCUGACCGAUUUUAGUUCAGAUGAUGAAGACGACCAAGGUGUUGCAAAUCAAGAAAUAGCCGCAACUAACGUUCAACGUCCUGCAAUUGGACUUUCGCAUGGUCUUAAGCAAAAUUGUGUUACACUUGGAGACACAAGUUAUUCUUGUAUCCAGCCCUUCAUAGAACAUGACCCGUGUUUGGACUCCUUACCCGGGAUUUCCGAGGAGAAUUGGCAAAAAUGUAAAGAGCAGCAGAAGAAAAAAGAUGAGAUCAACACAAUGACGCUCCCCCAAAAAAGACCGCAGAGAAAAGGACGAUAUAAGAAAGAUGAAAGAUCAGCAACUAAGAACAUGGAAUCAAACAAUGAAAGCAGAGAACCUCAAGCGGAGCAUGAAAGGCGUUGGGAUGGGCUUACGCAGUACUUUGGCAUCAAUGAUAGAUUUCAACCCCCUGCCUGUAGCAAGCCUGCUCCCAAGUCCAGCCUAGAAAAGAGCAUAGAGAGCGCCAUCGCUGAAGGGGACUUUGGGAAGGCGGAGGAGAUGAGCGACAGACUCGCCACUCGAGAGCUUGCCAGGAACAUGAAGGAUGGGCUUGACAGCAGUCUGGCAGCCAUAGCUCACUCUGUAUCUGUGUUUACCUCAUGCUCAGAACAGUGAAUUGACUGAAGUUUUCAAGAAAUUCUCACAUACAACAAAAUUGAUUUAAGCUGUGCCCGCCCCACAUCAGAAAAUGAGGCUUUCUUCCUCUCUCCUGCGAGGACCCCGGGCGACUGAGAAACAGUUAAGGAAAGUCUCUUCUGCGUUCCUUUUUCCUUCAGCAUAAGCAAUUCAUCACAGAAUGAACUCUUAUUGUAUGUAUCUCUGGAUGACUCGCCUGCAAUUUCUGCCCAUUUAAUUUUGAAAUGGAUUUUGUGAAAUGGGUACUAAGCUUUUAUCAAAUGCUUGGGAAUCUCAUUUAGAUUAUUGUAUUUCAUUAAUUACUUGAUAGGCAAAGCAUACUUUUCAAUGUAGAUUUUUUUUGUGCUGUUUAAUUAAUUAGCAUGUUUUCUCUUUUAAUUAAAGCCAUUUUUUUAUUAAAGCCCACAGCAAAACACAUAUAUAAUUUGUUUGUAAUUAGGCCUUAAUUGGUGCUAGUGGAAGCUUAGCACCCUUAGUUUCUUUUUUCAUGAUUGCCAUUUUAUUGCCAGUCAGUCAUUAAUUAAACUGUUUUUCUAAUUAGCUUAUAAAACUGUUGAUGGCACAUUAUUGUAAGUAUGAGUUCAAAGCUUGCUAAUAAGCCUUCCCUACUCAGAAGAGGCAAGAUAAUGGAAUAUGCACAAAGCGGGCAAACUUUCCGACUCUUUUUCAGUCCCUAAAGAUGACAGUAUCUAGCAUCAGAUUAUUAGGGAACAGAAAAAUAGAGACAUGCAUUAUACCACUGGCAGUUCGGCAAUAUCUUCCCAGGAGUGGCUCUCUUUUUGCAUGUCAUGUAAUGCUGUUUGUCAAAUUGGCAGCAAGAUUACAUAAACCUCUUACGACUGCCCCCUGAAUGACAAUAAUGCUAAUCUUUAUUGAGAGAAUAUGGCAAUGCAUCCGGAAUAAAAAAAAAUGAUAUGGGGAGGAUAUACAGCUCAUGGCUUUGAUUAGAUAAGCAGUCAAAUGGUCUCACCAGACAACCAAUGCCAGUAAUGCGUUGAUGUACUUAGAUGUUUUUUAACACCUACAGAAUAUGGACUAUUCGUCAUCACAAAAAAUUGGAUUCCUUAUUGACCAAGUUUCGCCCACGUCCCAGGACUCAAAACCGGUUCCAGCGACUGCCAACACAACACCUUAGCUGUUACACCAAGAGAUCUAAAACCUCUUGACGAGGUUGCUAGGUGUUGGAUUAAAGUCGCGUCACUACCCCUCUUCUUCCCCAUCUCAAUUACCUAAUGCCUGGGCACACCUUCGAUGGCCUCACGGUAGCGCCAUCACACUUCUGACACCAAUUCGCAAAUUCGGUGGUAGCCCUGACCGGGACUUAAACUUGGGUCAUUGGAUUGUAAACCCAACUCCUUAUAGCCUUUAUGCCAAGAUAAACUUAGGACCUCUUGAUGAGGUAGCUACUCACUACAAUAUAUUGCAUACAGUGUUUUCAACUUACAUAUUGAACACUUUGACAUACUUGAUUAUAUUGUGUAUGUUUAUUCAUACUGUAAUUAUUAUUUAACAUGUUCUCAUCUGAGAUUUAACCUCACCACCUCUUGGUUCACGGCAUUCCAAUCUUCCUACUACCUGUUAAAAAUGUCCCUGGGACAAACCGGGAAACAGACAACGGCCAGGGGACCAUGACACAACAUCCAAAGAACGUCCUAAAACCGGGAACUAGACAACCUCCAGGGGACAAUGACACAACAUCCAAAGAACGUCCUAAAAACCGUCCCUGGGACAAAUUGGGAACUAGACAAAACCUCCAGGGGACCAUGACACAAUGUCCCAAUAACGUUCAGGGGACCAUUGGACAAACCGAGGAACUAUAAAAACGUCCCGAAGAGAACGUUCCCUUGGGACCAUCACGCAACAUCCUAAGGAGUAGUCAAAUUAAAGUCCUGAGAAUGUCCUGACAUGGUCCUCAGUGACGUCCUGGGAACUUACAGGGAACUAGACAAAGGUCCCCCAGAGAACGUUCCUUUGGGACCAUCACGCAAUGUUAGAAUGUUUUUAGAAAGUCCAGUGGAAAAGUAAUCGCUUGAAGGACCUAAUGGGAACGUCGCCGCAUGUCUUCAGGACGUCCCCAGUUUGCUGGGCUUCACUCAAAUCAUUGUCAAGACUUGUUCUUAUCAACAUAGUAAUUUCUUUGUUUAACUUGCACCGAUAGGACAACCACUAAUUGGAAAUAGAUUGAAUGGCAUCAAAGCAAUUUAGUGGACAGACUGCCUUAUACUUCAUUGUUCGCAGUAAUGCUUUUACAUGGCAUAAACAAGGUCAAGUUGAAGUAUAGCAAUCUAACUUUUCAGACUAGAAACCCAUUUUCCUUUUUUCCUCCCUACCUCGAUUCUUCGAAAUUAGACUGAAAUUGCACAUGAGCUGCCUAAUCUGAUAUUUAUUCCAUUCUUAUAUAGCCCUGCUUUCCAAAGUUGACUAAGGCCACAUUAUUUAGGCAUUAAGGUAGUGUGAUAAGGGAAUUAGGCUGGUCAUUAAUCGUUUACACGUCAAAUGCAGCGGAGCAGCUCGGGGUGGUGAUUUAGCGAGGCAAAGCCACCUAGCCCCUGUUAAUCCACCUCUCACAUGUUUUAAUUGGAAGAGGCUUCCCUGGAUACCACAUUUUAUGAAUGGGUUUAAGGCCAUUUCUUCCUUAAAGCCAUCAUUUAUGUCAUAUUGUUAAUACCAGCCUGAACACUUUAUUAAUAUAGAGGAGCAUUUGCGUUAAGUUGAAUCUUCUCUCCCUACCAUUGUCUUUUGAAGCUGCUGUUGUUUGUAAUGUGUAUCUUGGAAUAUCCAAGGAUUCUGAGAAAUGCACAGUUGUCAGUAAAUCAUUGUGAUGACGAAGCUCAUGUUGGUGAACUGGUUGAAAUACCUGCAUGAUCCGCAAUGUCUUGUAUACUUUGGAAGGGAUUCCAUUUGUGUCACUGACAGAAGCCACAUCCAUGCUGUCUAUGCAGUAGGCUGUGCAGUAGCAUAGAAGUCAGCUCAAAGUGGACUAUGAUCGAUAACUUGCAUUAUCUCAAUACUAUAUUGUGUCAAUACAAUGGACAUGCCUUAUCACGGCCUUAUCUUUAACAUGGCCUGUGCUGAAGUGAUAUAUAGUAUAGCGAGGCCACAUAUUUGGGAGUCCACUUGAAUCUCUAUGACAACCCAAACAUGAGUGACAACAGAAAGUGGUCCUAUUGAUUUAACUUUCCUAGUGGUUCUAAGCUACUGCAGCAGUGGCAGUAUAAUGCAGCAAAAAUUCGCAAAACCUUCCAAAGGUCACAGUAUUAAUCCUUUGAAUAAACCUUGUGUUUAACAGAGGCUGUGCUCAGGACGGAAUUGAAAGAAAAGAAAAUGGUUUUGGGAGAAAAAAAUUGAAGGUAUCGGACACUAAAUCUUCAUUUUAACAUUGGUCUUACGGAAACAUGGAAUAGGCUUGUAUGACUGCCUUAAACAAAGAACACAUGAGGUUUUUGUGUCGAAUAGGCCCAUUUAUUUUCUAGCUUUGUGUUUUUAUUCUGGCAGCAAAUGUUUUCAUUUCUGCUGGCUUGUGAUUUGAAAGGAUUUGGCACUAAGACACACACAAGGGGAGGGGGAGAAAAAAUCCUGAAAAGUGGAUCAAAAAAGUAAAUGAAAAAUAAUGUCAUAUUACAGAAAAUAUGAGAGGCUAAUUUGUGCCGACUUUUUGCUAAUUUUGUUCUCGCCACAGAAAGAGGAGCCGUCACCUGCUCGGCGCCACAGCGCUGACAGUGCCAGUGAUCCAUGAAAUAAGCUGCCGCUGGCUUUGUUCAGAUAAGAAUGAACAAAUCUGCACAAUGUACUGCUCUCGGAAUCUCAUUUUCAUACUUGCAUGCAGGCUAAAAGAAAUAAGCUGUUUGCAGGCUUGAUUAAUCAGACAUUUGAGGGCUUUUUUUGUCUCUUUGAUCUGUUCUGUCGCCUAGGUAACUUGGUUGACAUUAAUGUUGAGCCCCAGUAAAGACAAUCAGGGAUGUAGACUGAAUUGAUAAAAAAUAAAUAUAUAAAGACCUUUACCGCUUUACCCGCUCAGUGGCUGCAUUCAAAAGAGAAGAGGGGGGAGGGGGUAUGUGAGAGGAUUUUAAUUAUGUCAAAGUGUCAAUGUGUCAGUGUCUUUUUGGGGGGGUUUUAAGGAAGGCGUGGUUUCUAGACAUUUUGAAUUUCAAAUGCUCCCCACAGGAGAGCAGGUUAAUGUGGGUAAUCCUUGUGUUAAAAAAAAGAUACAUCUCUGGUUGUAAAGCUCAAGGAGCCAUUUAGCAUCUUCCAAUUUCCUUUUAUUUUCUCUCAAACCGAUGCCUUUUACCCAAUGACUUUUAUUUUUGGCAAAUGUGUGAACGCAGGAGAAUUGUCAACAAUUGAAUAGACCUUCAGAUUUAGGAUCCCAGCCUGCGCCACAUCCAAGCAAAAGCAUUUAGCACCUACAUCACUUAAACAUGGUGCUCAAAACGCCCUGGUGUUAUCUGCUGGCAAAUCUACUCCCAACAUGAGAAUGAUCACCCAUUGUAACUUACCCUUUCUCCAGAGUUCUGCCUAGAAAACAUGAUUGAUGGGCCUUUAAAACCUAGAAAAAAUUGCAAGGAAUUAGAAAACUGUCAUAGUAUGUUAGCUUCAGGUUAUGCAGACGCUUUUACAAAUCUUCCAAGUGACUGUAUAGAUGAAUGCCUCGAGGGCCCAGCCGGAGCCCAGUACUUGCAGCCAGCUGAAGCCCUUAUCUUUAAUCCAAGCAAAGUACCAUUAAUCUUUUUGAAAGACCUUUAUGGCUUUUAAUGUAUCCCAAAUUAGAACAUUUUACACCCUUGGUUCCUGAAAUAUGGUGAUAAAAAGCCUUUAGAGUUAAAUGUGUCCUGGCUGCUUGCACUGUCCUGCUUAGUCCCAACAUUUUGUCUUUCUAAUAAAGUUUAUCUCACUUAA
Messenger RNA from Salvelinus fontinalis (brook trout), 5735 nucleotides. Its product is annotated as protein FAM204A-like. The transcript has 7 exons. The record is from RefSeq and is a predicted model, not a curated record. Lineage: Eukaryota; Metazoa; Chordata; Actinopteri; Salmoniformes; Salmonidae. The coding region runs from base 156 to 818 and encodes 220 amino acids.